Molecule: messenger RNA, 3536 nt
Organism: Astyanax mexicanus (Mexican tetra)
Lineage: Eukaryota; Metazoa; Chordata; Actinopteri; Characiformes; Acestrorhamphidae
Gene: s1pr2
Product: sphingosine-1-phosphate receptor 2
Exons: 2
Coding region: 518-1645 (375 amino acids)
Biological process (GO): sphingosine-1-phosphate receptor signaling pathway
Cellular component (GO): membrane
Molecular function (GO): sphingosine-1-phosphate receptor activity
Source: RefSeq, a predicted model, not a curated record
UGCUGCUGCUGCUCGCGCGAGCGGUCAGUCUGUUGUUGAGUGGCUUCAUCAGUGAGCGAGAGAACGAGCGCGCGCUCUGACUAGCCUUCUCGCCUUCUCUGUGGAAUAAACGUUAAUUUAUCGCUAAACGGGGAUUGUAUUACUCGCUUUUUAAAACGAUAAUCUUGUUUCGUACAUCCUGACCGCAGACAGAGCUGAUUGUGGGACUGUGGAGGCUCUGGAGAGGCUCAGUGAGCCGUCUAAAACUUACCUUACCGCUAACUACCUUUCGUAAAGCUGGUUACUAACUGAAGUUUCGGCUUGUGGUAACUCAAACAUCUGGCUAACGUCUGUCAGGAAUGAACGACGCUGAAUGCGAGUGAACUUUUAACGUUAAACGACGACUGAGGACAGGAGCACACGGUUCUUCCCUCUCCCUGCACCGCACAUGGGGCGACCGAGAGGGACUUCCUGGGCCACUGAGACGUGACUCCGGGUUGGGUGCCCCCCUGGUAAUCUCCAACAGACGACUGGGUGAAUGCUUAUGCACGUGGAGACUUCUGUGACCAUGACGUCACAGUGCACUGACGACCUCACUAGGAGCAAGUACUCCCAGUACUACAACACGGCACUCAUUAAAUUGCACUAUAAGUGUGCAAAGGAAAUGAGCCAGGAAGAACUGGAUGAACGCAUCAAUGGCAAAGAUGGACCCAGCUUGUUGAACAUCAUUUUUAUCAUUAUCUGCAGCAUCAUCAUCCUGGAGAACCUUUUGGUGCUCAUUGCAGUGUUCCGGAACAAGAAGUUCCACUCCGCCAUGUUCUUUUUUAUUGGGAACCUGGCAUUUUCUGACCUGCUGGCUGGUUCGGCCUACAUCGCUAACAUUUCUCUCUCUGGUCGGAGGACUUUUCAGCUAGUACCCGUGCAGUGGUUCAUAAGAGAAGGCACUGCCUUCAUCGCUCUCGCCGCCUCUGUGUUUAGCCUGCUGGCCAUUGCCAUAGAGCGCUACAUUGCCAUCACUAAAGUCAAAGUUUAUGGCUCCAACAAGACCUGCCGCAUGUUUCUGCUGAUUGGAGCAUGCUGGGUCACCUCUAUUCUCCUCGGGGGCUUACCCAUCAUAGGCUGGAACUGCAUUAACGACUUAAAUGUGUGUUCUGCCGUUCUGCCUCUCAACUCCAGGCACUACAUCUGCUUCGUGGUCACCAUCUUCAGCAUCAUUCUGCUCUCUAUCGUUAUACUCUACGUCCGCAUCUACCUGAUCGUGCGCUCAAGCCAGCAGGAGGCCACCAACUCCCCGGCCUAUGCUCUCCUCAAAACGGUCACCAUCGUGCUUGGUGUUUUCAUAGUAUGCUGGUUGCCUGCUUUCACCAUCCUCCUGUUGGACACCUCCUGCAAAAUGUCCAACUGCCCAAUCCUCAACAAUGCCGAUAUCUUCUUUGGCUUCGCCACACUGAACUCAGCCUUGAACCCACUCAUCUACACGCUACGCAGCAAGGACAUGCGCAGGGAGUUCCUGCGAGUGCUCUGCUGUUGGGGACUCUUUCAGAGUGGGCGUCCAGCUGAGCGUUGCAUGGUGCCGCUCAAAAGCUCCAGCUCUCUCGAGCACUGCACCAACAAACACGAGCACCAGUCCAUUCCCAUCAUGCAGGACUGCACGACUUGUGUUUGAACGUAGGACCUUUCAGGCUGCGUGGGCAAAGGUGCACGUUCUGAGCACGUUUAGAGGACUGAAAGGAAGCAGAGGUGUCUUGAGAGCUGCCUCGUAACUGCGAGAGACGGAAGGCAUCAGAGUUGUGCUGGAGCUGUCAGCGUUGUCUUCUCAUAAACAGAGAGAAGUGCGUGAAUUCAUAAGCAGUUUCUAUGAACUUGUUAAGAGUUAAGAGCAAGUGUCACAGUUGUGGUAUGGACUAAGUUGGCUGGUUUUGUGACUAUCACUGAAUGAUUUUACUCAUUUGAAACCGUUAUUUUUCACCGUUUGUGUUUAGUAUUUUUUCACUUCAAGAAAACAAUCUUUGAAAAGCCAAACUUUUUGUGUCAAGUCUGUGCCAAUUUAGCCCCAGUUUUAGGCAGUGACCAAAAAAUCUGAUUUCUUUUCUUUUUUUUUUGUCUUAAAACUAACUUUAAUAUAAUGCACUUUUAAGCGUUCUGUGAUUGUAUAUAUAUAUGACUGACCUGUUAGUCACUCAGUCCAAAGCCACGUAAAGGUGAGUGUUGGAGUAACUCUGAUUAAGCAGUUCUGAUUAAGUGGGAGGGAGUGAAAAAGUACACUCCACAGUGCACUCCUUCUGAGCCAAGAGUGCAAAAAGCCUUCCUAUGUAUUCUAAUAUAAGCGUAAUUCCCUUUCAUGUACUACAAUAAGAAAGCAAAGUAAUCUGCCUUAUAUUAUUGCAUGGCAUUCUAACCUGUGUACCAUCUAAUGUAUGGCUUAUUCAUGUACAAUUUCAUAAUUAACCCCCUUUUUCUCUGUCUCUGGUUCUCUUCUCUGUCUCAACCUCUUGCUCCCUGGCCUUUGCUUGUUGUACUGUGUUUCCUAAGAGAAAGGCGCGAUCAGAAAUACACUUCCUAAAGCAGAAUGGCACUGACAUGUUCCACUGAGAUGGCGGUAAUCCGCCGGACUUGUCUUGACAACGCUGUAGCAUCGCUACGCAGCGCCAUGCCCCCUUUCUGUUUUGCGCUCUUCUGAAACUGAAUGUAAGCAUGAAGUGUUUGGAGCGUAAGCUUCACCUUGUGACAGUAUUACUGAACACCUUUUUCACUGGGUUUUGAGCUGUCGGGAGUCGAGAAAAGAAAAGGGUUUUGGUCACUGUGAAGUCUUGAAAACCAUUAAACCACAUUUGACACCAUUUACUGAUUGAAACAUUGAUAAGAUUUGAUGAGGCAGGAAAUUCUGAUGUUGGGAGAAAGCGAACAGGUCCUGUCGCAACCUGUGUGUCCUGCCCCAUGGAGGUUACACACCUUUAGAGAGAAAUGGGAGGGGUGGUCUAUUCCUAUGUCACGGGUUAGAGGUUAAUUAUUCCCGUGACCACAGGACGUCCAGCGUUUCCUACGGUACUUCCUGUUGUUCAGGGCUGACCUCAUCCUUCAAUCCUCAAUCCUUCAAUUUUCAAACAAAUCUCACAUUUUCUUCAGAACACAGCGUUUGUUUUUAACCCACUAACCCUGCAGUCUUUUCUUCUCUUGAUCAUCAGAGAAAGCACUUUGGCAGCUCUUCCUUAAUCACCCUUGCGCGUUUUUCUUUUCUUUUUUUUCUUUUUUUUACAUGAAGACUUGCUACGUCUGCAAGCAUACCUGUCACUUCCAUUCAGUGUAAAAUACAUGUGUAUAACCCUGUGGAAAAAAUGUGUUUUUUUUAUUACGCUUUAUAUAAAAUGUAUGUAAUGUAUGUAUUGUAUGUAUGUGUAAAUUCUGUAUAUGUGUGUAAAAUGUCUUGUGUGCAAUAGCCUUGUGUGUGUGUGUUUGUUUAGUAGUGAGCUACCUGUGCUAAAUUGGUACAACACUAAUAAUGGUACAUAAACAUUUUUUUUCUUUUUUUAUACAAAAUAAAUUAAAUACAAACAAAA